This is a messenger RNA of Lotus japonicus, 2102 nucleotides long. Its product is annotated as protein DETOXIFICATION 14-like. The transcript is spliced from 7 exons. Gene Ontology annotation, molecular function: antiporter activity; xenobiotic transmembrane transporter activity. The coding region runs from base 253 to 1689 and encodes 478 amino acids. Gene Ontology annotation, cellular component: membrane. The record is from RefSeq and is a predicted model, not a curated record. Gene Ontology annotation, biological process: xenobiotic detoxification by transmembrane export across the plasma membrane. Lineage: Eukaryota; Viridiplantae; Streptophyta; Magnoliopsida; Fabales; Fabaceae.
CUUUCUCCAUUUUUUUAUAAUCUCGUGUUGAGGGUUAGUUGUAGCACUUUUCCUGAAAAGAGAGUGACAGAACGACAUUCUUCAAAUAAACAAAGAUCGCAUGAUACGAAUUAAUAGUAUUCUUUCUAUAAGAUCAUCUUCAAGAAAACACCAUCACAUGGAAGUGCAAGUGCCGCUAUUUAUUCAAAUAACAACCUAAAAAGUGUACCAAACGCCGAGGCUCUGGCUUUUGUAACCAUCGAGAGAGAGGAUAUGGAAAAGGGUCUAUUGGAGAAAGAAAGAGAGGGUCUCUCAUCAAGCAUAACAUGGGGUGUCCUUGUUCAAGAGGUGAAAAGUCUUGGUUAUCUAGCGGGGCCUAUGAUUUUUGUGACUUUGUCACAGUAUUUUCUACAAAUUAUUUCAAUGAUGAUGGUUGGUCACUUAGGUAAACUUGCUCUCUCUAGCACUGCGAUUGCUAUAUCUCUCUGUGCUGUCUCUGGCUUCAGUUUUCUUUUUGGAAUGUCAUGCGCCCUAGAAACUCAAUGUGGACAAGCAUAUGGAGCGCAACAAUAUCGAAAAUUUGGUGUACAAAUUUACACUGCUAUAGUCUCUCUUAAUUUAGCUUGUCUUCCUCUGUCUCUUUUAUGGAUUUACUUGGAGAAGAUACUCACUUUACUUGGCCAAGACCCUUUGAUUUCACAAGAAGCUGGAAAAUUUGCUCUGUGCAUGAUUCCUGCUCUUUUUGCUUAUGGAACACUUCAGGCCCUGGUUCGGUACUUUCUGAUGCAAAGUUUGACAGGUCCUCUUGUCAUAAGUGCUUUGGUUACUCUUUGCUUCCAUGUAGCUUUUUGUUGGCUACUAGUUUUCAAAUCUGGAUUAGGAAACUUAGGAGCAGCAUUGUCAAUUGGUACUUCAUAUUGGCUGAAUGUGAUUUUACUUGGAUUAUAUAUGAAAUUUUCUGCUGAAUGUGAAAAGACUCGGUUUCCUAUUUCAAUGGAGAUCUUCCAUGGGAUAGGAGAAUUCUUCCUCUACGCUAUUCCUUCAGCUGGAAUGAUAUGCCUUGAGUGGUGGUCAUUUGAGCUUCUUACCUUGCUUUCUGGUCUUCUACCAAAUCCAGAGCUAGAAACUUCUGUAUUAUCCAUAUGUUUAUCAAUCACCACAACAAUCUAUACAAUACCGGAAGCAAUUGGCUCAGCAGCAAGCACUAGAGUUUCAAAUGCAUUAGGAGCUGGAAGGCCACAAGCAGCGCGAGUGUCUGUUUCAGCUGCCAUGACUCUUGCAGCUUCUGAGGCUCUUCUGGUGAGCUCAAUCCUUUUUGCGUGCCGCCGUGUUUUAGGUUAUGUAUUUAGCAAUGAGCAGGACAUUGUGGAUUAUGUCACAGAUAUGGUUCCUCUCUUAAGUCUAUCUGUUAUACUGGACAGCUUGCAUGGUACCCUUUCAGGUAUUGCUAGAGGAUGUGGGUGGCAGCACAUAGGAGCCUAUGUGAAUCUUGGAGCCUAUUAUGGUUUUGGAAUUCCAAUUGCUGCUACAUUGGGUUUCUGGGUACAGUUGAGAGGAAAAGGCCUAUGGAUUGGGAUAAUGAUUGGUGCAUUCUGUCAAACAGUUAUGCUAUCCCUCAUAACAAGUUUUACAAACUGGGAAAAACAGGCAAGUAAGGCGCGAGAAUGGGUAUUACAGGGAAGUUUUGCAGAAGAAGAUAGAUUAGUAUGAGCAAAUGGAGUAGAAUCCUUGAAGGUUUCUCAGCUUGUUUAAUUGACAUUGGUGAAGAUUCAACCUUUGGUUGCAGAAAAAGAUCAAACUGCAGUUACAUUAAGGAGGAAAAAGUUUUCAUCCCAGGAAAAUUAUAAUAGAAUCGAGAUUUUUUCUCAAUUCAUUUUCUGUCAAAGUUUUGCAAUGUUCAUGUAUUUUUGUUUCAUCUGAAAUAAAAGCAUUAGAUGAGUUCACAAGCAGUCACGUCUUUGUGUGUGAUUUACGUAUAAACUAUAUUGUAUUUCAAUAUCUUAACAACAAACAAAGCCUAUUGUCACUAUAUGGGGUCACAUACAUGAGUUCACCAUAAUUUCCCCUUAUGCAUAAAGUGUAGAGGUAACUCAUUUAUCUUUAAAUAUCCCCCAAUUGUUUGA